Messenger RNA from Penicillium hordei, 1233 nucleotides. RefSeq lists its product as uncharacterized. NCBI's taxonomy places the organism in Eukaryota, Fungi, Ascomycota, Eurotiomycetes, Eurotiales, Aspergillaceae. The record is from RefSeq and is a predicted model, not a curated record. Bases 1 to 1233 code for a protein of 410 amino acids. The transcript has a single exon.
AUGCCGGCGAGGAAUCCGAGAAAGGCGAAGGCGCAGCCGAAAAGCCCGACACGUGGUGUGCGAAGCAAAAGGCAACGCCGCGUGCUGUGCCCUUCGGAGACCUCUGAGAUUGGCGAUCAGGGCAAUAAUCGAGAUGCCCUUCAAAAUCAAACCCAAAGUAUUGAUUCGGAUACAAAUGAAGCAACCCGAUCUCUUAAUUGGGCUGUGAUAGUAGCAAGUGUUGCUGAACAGCCAUAUCCUUCCCAAAUACAACAAUACAAAGAAUGGAGAAGUGCGUACCGUUCUCUUUCGAAGAAAUCUCAACGCAUGCCCUUGAAAACUAAACCGCAUAUAGGAGCUGGUUCAAAGCGCGAGGACUACUGCUGCAUCUGUCAUGAGUCUGAGCAUCUCGAGAAUUGUCAUACCUGCAAACUCGCAUUCCAUCGCGAGUGCUUACCCGCCGGCUGCGCACGUAAUUCCUAUGACCACCUUUUUUGUUUGAUAUGCGUCCGUCGAGGCUGGGACAAAGCACCUCCAGUGCUUACCCCACCUGCUUCUCCUCAGCCUGCCCCCGUCCAAGUUCAUGAUCCCCCAAGCCAUGCAUCCACGGGCACCAACGCGAAUUCUGCGACGAUUCCUCAUCUACUAGAUCCUGCACAAAAUCUAGAACUGCAACAAGAGGGACUUCAGACCCAAUCCACUUUAGGAGAAUACGAGCCUAGCGCAUUUGAUCAAAAUACAAGCGACGAUGUGACAUAUCCGGGGCCUGCUGUUCAGACCGGUUCGGAGAGCCUCCAAUCCGCUCGGCAUAAACGAAAAUUGCGGUAUAGCACGCUGCCCCACGAGGUGGAUGAAUCGCCUACUAUCCAGACUGCUACAGACAGCCCUCAAGGCAAUCGAGGCGGGCGUAAAUCGCGGUAUAGCACACUGCCCAGUAAUGUGGAUGCAUCACUUUCUGUGAUAUAUCGGGAACUCGAAUCAAUCGCGAUGCUCCGAGCAGAGAUCCAGGAGCUGCGUACUCAAAACACUCAAUACGCCCAAACCAUCAAAAUUCAGGAACAAACCCAAGUAGCUCUAAGGAGAGAUCUGGGCAUAUUGCGAGAGAAUGCCACCAACUCUGAAAGUACCACCAAGGAAAUAAGUGAGCUUCGAGAAAGAAAUGCAGCUCUAGAGGCCGAAUUGCUGGUUUCAAAAGAGCAAACAGCUGCAGCAAAGGAACUAAAGGAAAGACUCGCGCAUUUGCUCAACACCUAA